AUGGCUUGCAGAACCGCAGGUGGCAAUACUUCGCCGGAGAAGUUGUGGCAGUUUCUGCUGGCCAAACAAGAUGGCUGCGGUGAAGUGCCCCGGCAGCGCUGGGAACCGUGGCUGCGACGUGACUCUCGCAAUGCAAAGGAAAUAUCCAAUGCCAUCUCCAAAGGCUACUUCAUCCAUAACCUCGAAAACUUUGACGCAGCCUUCUUCGGCAUAUCCCCCAAAGAGGCAGAGCAGAUGGAUCCGCACCAACGUUUGGGCCUCGAACUCAGCUGGGAGGCUCUCGAAGACGCUGGGUUCAAUCCCGAGAGCCUUGUCGGCUCCAACACAGCAGUCUUUAUGGGCGUCGACUCCGACGACUACUCCCGUCUGCUUCUCGAAGAUUUACCUAAUAUAGAGCCUUGGAUGGGGAUUGGCUCAGCGCCUCACGGUGUGGCGAAUCGCAUUUCAUACCAUCUAGAUCUCAUGGGCCCUAGUACGGCCGUGGAUGCCGCAUGUGCAUCAUCGCUGGUUGCAGUUCACCUGGGUUGUCGGGCAAUCCAAAAUCUCGAAUCCGACGUCGCCAUUGUCGGAGGUGUGAAUGUCCUUCUGGCGCCGGCACUUACACUGAUGCUGGGUAAGGCUGGCGCGUUAUCUCCUGAAGGAGUGUGCAAGUCGUUUGACGAUGAAGCAAACGGCUAUGGCCGAGGAGAGGGCGGAGCAAUCAUCAUUCUCAAGCGUCUCAGUCGAGCCAUCGCUGACGGCGACAAUAUCAAGGCCAUCUUGAAGGGCUCUGCGGUCGCGCAGGACGGAAAGACCAACGGCAUCAUGGCCCCUAACUCAAAAGCGCAAGAAUUAGUGGCGAGGCAAGCAUUAGCUCAAGCAGGCGUAGAUCCCCUGAGCAUUUCUUAUAUCGAAGCCCAUGCCACGGCCACGAAACUCGGCGAUCCAACAGAGAUGGCGGCAAUCGCUGCCGUUUAUGGCACUGCUGCGGGACGGUCCGCUAGCGUUCCCGUUUAUAUCGGCUCAAUCAAGCCCAGUGUCGGCCACAUGGAAGCCGCGGCCGGUGCAAUUGGCCUGGUCAAGGCAGUGCUUGCUGUGAAUAAGGGCGAGCUGGCCCCUCAGACACGCCUGCAGAAGCUCAAUACUCGAAUCAACUGGGCGGAAGCCGGACUCAAAGUCGUGCAGGAGACGACAAAGUGGACAGAAGAAAAGAACCGACCACGGCGGGCUGCUGUGUGCUCUUAUGGCUAUGGCGGAACUGUAUCACAUGCCAUUGUCGAGCAGUUCGUUGGCAGUAACCCCGAGCCAGACAACACCAAUGCUGCGAACAGUUCGGCCCGUGUGCUCUUCCUCGUCUCAGUGCCCCAAGAGAAACGACUCGCAAAGCAAGCCAGAGCCGUUGCAGAGUGGCUGACAUCUCCUGCGGGCAAGCAAGUGAAUCUCGUGGCUGUCGCUAAUACUCUGGCUCAGCGCCGGAACCACCAUGACUAUCGGCUAGCUUUUGUCGCGGAUAGUCAUGAAACAGCUGCUGCUUGCCUUGAAGCGGCUGCAGAAGAUAGAACCGCGAUAGGCCAUUAUAUCUCAAAAGGUAACGUGCUAGGAGUAUCCAGCGACCAUGCACGCGCCGCAGUUUGGAUCUUCUCUGGACACGGGGCUCAAUGGAGGGAUAUGGGAAAGGAGCUUCUGCUUGACACCGCUUUUCGCCAAGCCAUUGAUCCACUGGAUGCUAUUGUGCAAAGCGAGGCAGGGUUUUCUAUUCUGGAAGCAUUGGCAACUGGUGACUUUCUGGAGAUGUCAGAACGUAUCCAGAUCCUCACCUAUGUUGUGCAAAUUGGUUUGAGCCGAGUGUUGAUGUCGAAAGGGCUGGUCCCCGAGGCUGUCAUUGGGCACUCAGUCGGUGAGAUUGCUGCAUCUGUUGUGGCAGUUGCAGACAUGAACACUCAAGGUACAAAAGCUGUUCGUGUCAAAACCGAUAUUGCAUUCCAUAGCCCUAUGCUUAACCAAAUAGUUGGCCCUCUUGAAGAGUCUCUAACAGAUGCUCUGCAACCUCGCCAACCUACCUUACCCAUCUACUCAACCUCAAACCGUAACGCGCGGACCAAAAGACUUCGAGACGUUAACUACUGGACUAAUAACAUGACUGGCCCGGUCUUUCUUAAAUCAGCAGUCAACGCUGCAGCCGAUGAUGGCUACCGCGUUUUCGUUGAGGUUUCAACACAUCCUAUUCUGCUCUUCUCGGCCAACGAGACGCUCCUAGAUCGAGGUCUUGACUACGGCGACAUGGCCACCCUCGCCACUAUGAAGCGAGAUACUUCUUUGGAUGCUGCAAUCAUGGAACUCACCGCAGAGCUAUACAUCAAAGGAGUAAGCAUUGACUUCGAGGCGAACAGCAGCUACAAAAGGAUUUGGUGUCCAUCUGUCCCAGGAACCUCGUGGGUGCACAAACCCUACUACAGACAUGUCGAGACAGGCUUCACUGGACAGGGGAGCUUGGAUGUCAGGAAUAAACAUGUGCUUCUUGGCCAGCGCAUCGUUGAUCCAAACACCAACAUAGUCCGCUACACUGCCGGAUUAAGCACCGCUACAAAGCCUUUUCCUGGUAAGCAUCCAUUAGAUGGUACCGAGAUCAUUCCUGCUGCGGUGUAUUUAAACACGUUUCACCAAGCCACGGGCGCAUUACUGCUAUCCAACGUCAACUUUGAUGUACCAGUAUCUUUGGGAAGCGAUGAACAAAUUGUGAGCGUCGUUGUGAAUGGCGAGCAAAUCUCGGUUCUUUCAACUCAACCCUCCUCGCUUGAAGUUAGCGGCCAUGAAACUUGGAUCACUCAUAGCUUAUGCUCAUGGUCCACAAUUGCUACACCUGAAAUGGCGAUGCAAACCAAGGCCAUUGACGUGUCUAUACUUCAAAACCGCAUUGGGGUGGUUUUACCCAACAGCUUUGCUACAGAUUAUUUGGCUAGAAUUGGUGUUGAGGGCAUCGCAUUUCCUUGGGAGGUCAUUGAGCACUAUGGUAAUGACUCUGAAAUGAUAGCCAAAGUUGAUAUGGAUCCAUCGGUCGGCUUUCUUUCGUGGGAUCAAGAAUCAUGGGCGCCUAUUCUUGACGCUGCAACUUCAAUAGGUUCUGCCAUCUUUUUCAAUGACCCUAGGAUGCGUAUAGUGUCAAAGAUGGACCAUCUGUAUUUCUAUUCUUCGGGGUCUCCACCCAAGAUCGGAUACAUAUAUGUUCAAAAGCACAUCGAUGCCAAAGAUUACGCAGCGGAUAUUCACAUUCUUGAUCAGCAAGGCAAUCUUUUGGCAAUGGUUCAAGGAAUGAGACUAUCAGAUCUUGUCAAUUGCGCGGCCGAGGACAGCGGAAGCCUAGUCCAUCAGCUCGUUUGGGUGCCGCCAGCAUUCAAAGAACAGCCACGAGACUUAACGCACGUUAUAAUGGUAUCCAGCGAUUUGACGCUGCUUGAAGCUUAUAGCACACAACUCAAAAAUAAAGUGACAAGGGUUACAUGCCGUAAUAGGGUAGUGGAACUCUCCGAUCUUUCAGCUGCGCUUAGCGAGAAGGGAACCAUAGUCGUCUAUGCUCCUCCAGCAAUCGAAUCAGCGGCACAGGUUGCAGAUGCUACAGAGGAAUUCAUUUGGCAAACUGCUAGCAUUGUCAAAGCUUUAGCAAAUAUUGGCCAGUCUGUGCUUGCCAAGUUCUUUGUGCUCACCAAUCGUGUAUUCUCUGGAGAAUCUGUCACAAGUCUCGCUCAUGGAGCGCUUUACGGGCUGGCACGAAUCAUUGCAUCGGAACAUCCAGAUAUCUGGGGAGGACUAAUAGACAGCGAGUCAUCAAGCGAUUUUCCAAUGCUGGCCAUUAGAUAUGUCGACGACUAUGACAUACUUCGGAUCAAUGAUGGUCUUCCCAGGCGAGCUAUAAUGAGGCGCCUGUUGGAAAGCCAGAAGCAUGCACCCGGGAUAGCUAACACACUGAUGCCGAAACCAGAAGGAACCUACAUCGUCACUGGAGGCUUGGGCGACUUCGGCUUAGAGACCUGUAACUUUUUGAUUGAAAAGGGGGCUCGCAAUGUUGUGAUUGUUUCUCGCCGCGGUCUACCCCUUCCCAACUACCAGUCAAUCCUUGCCGCUGACGAUGCUAAGCUUGACGCUGUGAUCAAUCGCAUUCGAGCGUUUGAAGCUCAAGGAGCCACUAUACACACCCUAGCACUCGACAUCACUCUGCCGGACGCCGCUGAUCUUUUGCUAAAAGCAAUCAGAGCACUCAACAUUCCUCCUGUACUAGGAGUAGUCCACGCCGCUGGCGUUCUUGAGGAUAGCUCUCUUGUUGAAACAACCCGCGACUCAUUCGCUCGUGUUCUAGCUCCAAAAGUUAAUGGCGCACUCGCGCUUCAUAGUGCCUUUCCACCUGGGUCGCUAGACUUCUUCAUCAUGUAUUCGUCUAUCGGACAGCUUGUUGGCACGGUUGGGCAGGCGUCAUAUGGAUCUAGCAAUGCUUUCCUGGACGCCUUGGCAACACAUAGACGCGCACAAGGUGAUAAUACCGUCGCGUUUCAGUUCACAGCUGUCCGCGGUCUCGGUAUGGCCACUGGCACUAGUCUUCUGAUGACAGAAUUGCGCAGCAAGGGUAUUACUGAUAUUACAGCGGGUGAAGCUUUCCGAGCUUGGGAGCAUCUCGGUCGCUAUGAUGUCGAGAGCGCUGUUGUCACGCGCUGCUUGCCUCUACUUGAGGGAGAACCUGCUGCUAUACCGCUACUGGAGGAUAUUGUGGUGCGGCGGCCCAGGAUAAAGCUCAAGGGCUUGGAAACAGCAGCCAACAGCAUGGCUACAGUCACUACCAAUAACGACACGAUUGACGACGGAACUGUGCCGGCUCAUCCACUAGAUAGAGAGAAGUGGGUUGACAAACGAGUUCGCGAAUGCGUUGCGAGAGUUUUGAUGAUGGAUGACAUUGACGACAUUGGUUUACAGACUCGACUCUCAGAUCUGGGAUUGGAUAGCGUUAUGACAGUGGCGCUGCGACAGGCUUUCCAGGCUGUAUUCAAGAUCAAAGUGCCCCUCACUUUAACGUGGAGCCACCCUACACUAAAACACCUUGUCCCUUGGUUUUUAUCCCGACUGAGCAAAUAA
Messenger RNA from Trichoderma atroviride IMI 206040, 5097 nucleotides. NCBI's taxonomy places the organism in Eukaryota, Fungi, Ascomycota, Sordariomycetes, Hypocreales, Hypocreaceae. The record is from RefSeq and is a predicted model, not a curated record.